AUGGGCCUCGUCUACCACCCAUUCUCUAUCAUCGUCUUCUUGAUCGUCGCCGCGUGGCUCGUGCUCUACUUCUCUCGUGACCAGCCCCUCGAGGUGUUCGGGUUUGUGGUCUCGAACCAAGUCGUGAUGGUUGUUCUUGCGGUGGUGACGGUUGUGGCUCUGGUCCUAACUCACAUGUGGGUCAACGUCAUCGUUUCGAGAGUGAUUGGGGUCGUUUUGAUUGGGCUGCAUGAGGUGUUUAGAGAGACGGAGGAUCUUGUUAUGGAUGAUCAAGAAUUGUCGUAUGGGGCUCUGCUCUCGGAUGAUACUGACCCAAGUGGGAAUUACACCAUUAUGUGA
Messenger RNA from Malus domestica (apple), 339 nucleotides. RefSeq names its product PRA1 family protein E-like. The record is from RefSeq and is a predicted model, not a curated record. Gene Ontology annotation, cellular component: endoplasmic reticulum; Golgi apparatus. Gene Ontology annotation, biological process: vesicle-mediated transport. Lineage: Eukaryota; Viridiplantae; Streptophyta; Magnoliopsida; Rosales; Rosaceae.